This is a messenger RNA of Colletotrichum karsti, 498 nucleotides long. RefSeq lists its product as uncharacterized. The transcript is spliced from 2 exons. The record is from RefSeq and is a predicted model, not a curated record. Lineage: Eukaryota; Fungi; Ascomycota; Sordariomycetes; Glomerellales; Glomerellaceae. The coding region runs from base 1 to 498 and encodes 165 amino acids.
AUGCAUUUCGCCCCCUCAUUUGCCCCUGCCAAUAUUGCUUUUCCUGCCCGCUGGCUUCUGCUCCUCUUCGCCUCGCUCGCCCUCGGCACUUUGUACGCGCCGGCUCCCUCGAGCAACGAUUUCAUCACGGGUGUUUCGCCGGACAUCGAACGGCUACCUCGAGCUCGCGAUGUGAAGGCUGGACGUCCACGAUUACUGCCGAAAGAUCUUUCAACAAGCCAUCCCCAGCCAACAACACUCGCCUCCCGCCGGAGCUGCGACCACUACCGUCAGCCAAAAGAACGAUGUGGAGCGGACGUCCCUGCUAUUCUCCCGACGAUUCCAGGAGGCUUCAGCUCAAGCCGUCUGGACUCUGAGAGCCUCACCUUGGCAAACCACGAGCUCCUCAAACCCGAGCAAAAGGCUCCCAUUCCCGCUUCCCAGAAGAUGCAAGAUAUCCAACGCAAGGUUGCGCCGCUGCUUGCGAGCAAUGUCUCCAAGGAUGAGGAGAGCCAAUGA